ACAAAACCAACCCUCGGCCGGACAACACGCCCACUCGGGAGGGGGAGAAGGCUUGGAAGCCCUGACACUCGGUUUUGUGUGGAGAGCGGGGAGAGAUGGCGCAUGGUGGAGGCCGAGGUAGGGGCAUGACCCUGCCGGCAUGGAUGACAAAGGAGGGCGGGGAGCAGCCGGUGGUGGCCCAAGCACCUCCACCGCCUCCUGGUGGGCUGAACGGCAACGGGAACGGCUACCCCAUGGCCCCGGCACAGGGUCAGUUCGCCGACCCCCCGCCGCCGCCACAGCAGCCGCCGCAGCCGAUGUAUGCGGCAGUGCCGCCGCAGCAGGCCCCGCCGCCGAUGCCCAUGCAGCCCCCUCCCCCAGACCAGCGCGACAGGGACGGGAGGGACAGUCGGCGGAGAAGGUCGCCUUCCCCUCGGCGAGACCACAGAGACAGGGACAGCAGGCGUAGGGGCGGCAGCCGCAGCCCUCCCAGAGGGGGCGGCGGAGGUGGCUACGGGCGUAGCGGGGGCUACGGCGGUGACCGUGAUCGAGGCGGUGGCUACGGGCGCGGAGGGCGCGGCGGAGGAGGAGGGAUCGGCGGCGGCGGGGGCGGGGGGCGGUUCGAGAACCCUCGCAACGAGGCGCUGAACGACCGGGACCGAAUCGAGCGGCGGCGCAAGCGGAGGGCGUUACGGCCCUCCAACUUCGACGUGAAGCCGGACGACCCGACGGCUGUGGCGUUGCUGGAGGCCAGCGCGCAGCAGAUGCUGGUGUCGAGGGGAAGCGGCGUGAUGCAGUCGGCGGCGCCGCAGCUGAUGGCACGGCUGCCGGGGGCAAGCAACCAGCAGACCCGGCACGCCCGGCGGCUGUACAUCGGCGGGUGCCCCAAGACGACGGAGGAGGAAAUGUCCAGCUUCUUCAACGAGGUCAUCAACCGCGCCCUCGAGUACCCGAUCGAUGGGGGCGCCGUGGCUUCCGUCUACGUGUCUCAGGAGAAGGUGGGGGCGUUUGCCUUCCUGGAGCUCAAGACGAUGGAGCUGGCGACGGCUGUCCUGGAGCUGGACGGGAUCGUGUACAAGGAGACGCAGCUCAAGAUGCGCCGCCCCAGCGACUACAACCCACAGCUUGUCCCCGCGGCGUCUGGGCCAAUCCCCAAGCUCAACCUUUCGGUUCUGGGUAUCAUCUCCAGCACAGUCCCCGACAGCGACAACAAGGUCUUCAUUGGGGGACUUCCUUACAACCUCACGGAGGACCAGGUGCGCGAGUUGCUGAGUGCGUUCGGGCCUCUCAAGUCUUUCCACCUCGUCAGGGACCCUGGCUCGCCCACGUCGAAGGGCUACGGGUUCUGCGAGUACCUGAAUGCGGGGGUGACCGCCAUCGCCUGCGAGGGUCUCCAUGGAAUGACGCUCGGUGAUAAGACGCUCACGCAGCAACAGCAGCAGCAACACUACCAACAACAGGCCAUGCCUGGCAUGCAGAUGGGCGGAGGACAACAGAUGGGGCUCACGGCUCCGCCGACUCAGCAAGAACAAAUGCAGUUGGCACAGGCUAUGGCCGCUCUGGACCCCAACGCCUCGCAGGCCGCUAUGGCCUCCUUGGCACAGGGCGGCGCUGGCGCCGUUCCCUCUGCCGCGGCGGAGUCUGCGGUCGCUGCCAAUUUGAUCCGCGCCAUCCCGCCAACCCGAGUGUUGGUGAUGCUCAACAUGGUGACCGAGGCAGAGCUGAGGGACCCUCAAGAGUACGAGGACAUCGUGGACGACAUCCAGCAGGAGUGCUCAUCUCACGGCACCGUGCUGUCGAUCAUCGUGCCUCGCCCUGGAGAGGCAGACGCCAGCCGUGCUGUAGGCAAAGUGUUUGUCGAGUACGACACCAAGGACAGCGCGCAGAAGGCCGCUCUCUCGCUCGCCGGUAGGCAGUUCGGCGCGAACAUCGUCAAGGUGGAAUACUUGAACGAGGAGAAAUUCGCCCGCAGGGAGUUUGAGUAAAACACGGAGGAUAUAUGUCCGCAGGGUCAAGGGAUGAUGCGGACGACGUUCUCAACCGCCGAACGAGUUUGCGCUUGGUUUGAGGUUUAGGUCUUGGGAGGUCUCGGUGCCGAAGACAAAGGCUGAGAAACCGUCGCUGCCAAUCUCUGUAGUUAGUGGCUGAGACGGUUUCUGUGAUUCGCGUUAACCGGGGGUAAUGUUUUGUUUCGGUUUCGUAUCGUGUUUCGUUGUGUUUUUUUUUCAAGAAUCAAUAAUCAAUCAUAACGUCAUGCUGUCUUCUUUUUCAAGGAAGAAGUCCACCCCGUAUCCAUCCGUGGACCUUCGCUUGUUAUGAUUUUAGCGCGGUCUACGGUGACGUUGAUCCGCGUCAGGCAUGGCUGCUUUGCAAAGGGUGAUCAUCCCACCUGUUAGGAUGUAGACUACACUAAACAAGUGACGAUAAAUGAUGCGACUGGGUGGGGAAAGGGUGGGUGGGAAUGAUUGUCAGCGCUACACCAAUGACGAUCAGGGUCGAUUCGCGUCUACGUGGUUUGUUUCGGGUGGCCGACCCUCGGCGCAUGAGAUUUCCUGAGUACGUUAAUUCGGCACCAUUUUUCGGUGGCUUGUUCUUGUCUCGCCCUCCUGUAGCGUCGGUGGUACAGCCGUAGUUUCAACAAAAUCUGCCUGGCAGGAAAUCAAGGAAUGAAUGGAUCCCGAUGGGACCAAGGGGGGUUAGCGUGCCAGUUUCGUUGCAAGUAUUUAGCCAGCAGGGGAACUGGGGCAUUCAUCGACUUACUUGGCAUUGUAUCGUUUGCCAGGAGGAUGCCCAACUUUUUCGGACGAAAAUCUGAAAACUCAUACAGUAGGGGCAGCGGAAUCUACAGGCGGAACACAAUUUUUGUUUUAAGAUUUUUCGCGCCAGUCCAUGGAAGUCUGUCGGUGGUGUCGGCUUUCGCUUGCUUGCUUGCCUUCAUCGGUGACGGCCUUCAUGACUGGAAUCAAUCCGUUCGCAUAGGGUCUACGCCUCAAGGUGGCUACUGCAAGACCUAGAAAGGUGGUUAUUGUUUACUGCGUGAAGGGCCAAGUCUCUGCCAAGACUAUGUAGUGAAACCCCAGCCGUUAGGUUGGUGUGCGCAAGAUCAAAUUAGACCAAAGCGU
Molecule: messenger RNA, 3101 nt
Organism: Ectocarpus sp. CCAP 1310/34
Lineage: Eukaryota; Phaeophyceae; Ectocarpales; Ectocarpaceae
Source: the annotation of a GenBank genome assembly